AUGUUUCUUAACCAUUCGAGAAGAGGACAUAACAUCACUACGCUCACUGAUUUCGACCCCCCUGUUUAUGGGAAAAAGAUUGCAGUUAGUUUAAUAGUAGCGAUUGUUGGUGGAGGAGUAUUUUUUGUAUUUUUAAUCGUACUUAUCUUGUGGAGAAAAGGCUUCUUUACGGGUAAAAAUGCGAAAGAUAGAGAGCUCAAAGGUCUGGAUCUGCAAACUGGAAUAUUCACUCUAAGACAGAUAAAAGCUGCAACUAAAAACUUUGAUCUGUCAAACAAGCUUGGCGAAGGUGGUUUUGGUGUUGUUUCCAAGGGUUCAUUAUCGGAUGGGUCAAUCAUUGCAGUGAAACAACUAUCAUCAAAGUCCAAACAAGGUGGGACAAUAACUGCCUAUCUCGUGCCCUUUUCGAAAUUGCAGCUUCUGACAAGAGCAAACUCAGUUUGUGCUUCAUGUUUAUCUUUAGGGGGGAACGACAAUGCAAGGGCGUUCUCAUCAAAAAGGUACCCUUCAAAACUUGAUACACCACACUCUACACCUAAAAUUGGUCCAAGGGCAACUAAUGUUGAAUGCAAAUGUUGA
Messenger RNA from Lactuca saligna, 579 nucleotides. Lineage: Eukaryota; Viridiplantae; Streptophyta; Magnoliopsida; Asterales; Asteraceae. The record is from the annotation of a GenBank genome assembly.